Molecule: messenger RNA, 1077 nt
Organism: Chrysochloris asiatica (Cape golden mole)
Lineage: Eukaryota; Metazoa; Chordata; Mammalia; Afrosoricida; Chrysochloridae
Product: immunity-related GTPase family M protein 1-like
Exons: 2
Coding region: 31-1077 (348 amino acids)
Biological process (GO): defense response; cellular response to interferon-beta
Cellular component (GO): endoplasmic reticulum membrane
Molecular function (GO): GTPase activity; GTP binding
Source: RefSeq, a predicted model, not a curated record
CUUCUGCAGGUUGUGCCAUUCCUGAGCCACAUGGCAGAGUCUCCUGUGGGCCCUCAAACUCCAUUAUCUGCAUCCUUCCCCAGUGUUGUGACAUACCAUAAGGAUUGGGGUGUUUUAUCUGAGGCAGAGGCCAGGAAAACUCAGAAUGCCUUGCAAAAUGGGAACUUGCUGGAGGUGGUCUCUGCUGUCCUGGAAACUGUGAGAAGAGCAUCCAGUGUACCAGUCAACAUUGCUGUGACAGGGAACUCUGGGAAUGGCAUAUCCACGUUCAUCAAUGCACUUCGAGGCAUCGGCAAUGAGGAGGAGGACUCAGCUCCCACUGGGGUGGUAAGAACCACCCUAACACGUGCCCACUACUCAUCAUCCCAUUUGUCAAGUGUGGUGCUGUGGGACCUCCCUGGAUUGGGGGUUACCUCUCAGAGCCUGGAGGACUAUGUGGUAGAAAUGCAGUUUAAUGACUAUGACUUGUUUAUCAUCAUUGUGUCUGAACAAUUUAGCAUGAAUCAUGGGAUGCUUGCUAAAAUCAUUGAGUGCCAUGGCCCCUUACAAACCCUGUUGUAUAACUUUGAGAAGAUCAUUAAUGAUAAAGUGGCCUACUUUCAGAAGGAAAUAGCCACAAACUCUUUCCCUAAUAUUCAGAGUGCUGAUGAUUUGACAGAGUCUCUGAAUGUUUACCGGUUGUCCUUUGGUGUGCAUGAUGGAUCUCUCCGGCAGGUUGUACAGAGCAUGGGCAAAGAAUCAUUGGAAUACACUGCUAUCAUGAAGUCCCGAGACCUACCAGCUCUUGUCAGAGGGGACUGGAAACUGAAAUUCAUGACUUCUAGAUUUAUGAAGGCAUGCCUCUGUUUGCCCAGAUGCAUCCCACCCUUACAUAAUUGGGUUGUCCAAAGUGUUAGACGAAGGAAACAGAAACGUGUCCUUGAGAUCGUUGCUGAGGACACUAAGACUGUCUUGAGAAAUGUCCUGAAAGAUUCAUUAUCUCAGGCUAGGAACCAGAGUAGGAAGAGUACCACAGGCUCUUUUUCUGGUGGUAGUCACAACAGCUUGGUUUCUUCUUCUCAGAUCAUAGAUAUUUAA